Messenger RNA from Dunckerocampus dactyliophorus (ringed pipefish), 4014 nucleotides. RefSeq names its product family with sequence similarity 171 member A1 (gene fam171a1). The record is from RefSeq and is a predicted model, not a curated record. Bases 291 to 2894 code for a protein of 867 amino acids. The transcript is spliced from 9 exons. Gene Ontology annotation, biological process: regulation of cell shape; stress fiber assembly. NCBI's taxonomy places the organism in Eukaryota, Metazoa, Chordata, Actinopteri, Syngnathiformes, Syngnathidae. Gene Ontology annotation, cellular component: plasma membrane.
GCUUCGUAGUGGAUGAAGCCGCCUGUUAGUGCUGUUUUCGGGCAUGUGGCUUUGAGGCUCUCCUCUGACCCUGACUCGUCGAUGAAAAAAAAGCAAGGAAAAAGGGGGGCUGGGUGAUGCGCCACGGAGGAAAAGAAGCGGCUUUCAUUUGAAAAUGCUGAUGUAGCUAAACAUGGAGAGUCACCGCCUUUACGGACUAAGUGUGGUCGCUUAUUGACUUUGUGCAAGUAAAAGACUGGGCUGCUGCUUUGGAGCCUUUUUUUUUUAGACGUUGAUACUCCCCAUCUGCAAUGAUGCGGGCUGUGGAAAUGACGAGGACCGCCGUGCUUCUAGUCGUGCUUAUUGGACUUCUCGUUCCAGAAGGAGCCAGCAAAACACCGGGAGAACAUAUAGCCACAGAAGAAGUGACCCUGAAGAUCCACCUGAGCGACGCCAGCACUCACCAGCCUAUGGGGGGAGCAUCCAUAAAGCUCUUUGCAAACCACACCUUGGUAACCACAGAAACCUCACUGGCUGACGGCAGCGCCUACCUACACUUCCCAUACCGCCUGGGGACCCUGUUGGUUGUUACUGCAACCAAACACGGUUACGUGCCAAACUCUGUGCCCUGGCGACCCUCCAGAUUACCUGUCUUUUCCUCCAUUAGCCUGAGUCUCCUACCUGAGAGAUCCGCCACACUGACGGUGUACGAAGAUGUUGUGGAGAUUGUUUCCGAUUUCCAAGGUUUUAGGCACCAGCCCAGUGUUCAUUUCCAGCGCCGAGCCUUGAGUCUUCCUUCUAACACAUCCUACGCCAACCUGACUGCUCUGCUCAGUGUGGUCGACUCGCCCUCGCUCAUCCAGCACUUUCCCUACCUGCAGGUCCCUGGCGGCAAUGGCACAGGGUCCGAGAAGCCGUCUGCGUUGACUCCUGUGGCGGCUGUCUCUGUCCACCUACUGGCCAGCGACGGAGCGGAGCUGCGGGUGAACGAACCAAUCACUGUCUCCAUCCCACUGCCUGCGGACAGCGGCCUGAAGGAAAAUGAUCACAUCCCUGCAUGGAGAUUUGAUCCGCGGUUUGGUGGCUGGAUAAAGAGCAGUUGGGGUCACGUGCGAAGGGUCGACAAUCAACUCAUCCUGACCUACAUUGCUCCACAGCUGGGAUACUGGAUGGCCGCCAUGUACCCACCUCACUCAGGUCCACUGGUUGAUAAAGACAUCAGCAUGUACCACACGAUGUUUCUACUGGCCAUUCUUGGAGGCAUGGCCCUCAUUCUGCUGUGUCUGCUGUGCGUCCUUCUGUACUACUGCAGGCGUCGUUGUUUGAAGCCCAGGGGCUCGCACCGCAAGCUCAUACUAGCCUCUGGUCUGGACAGCAGCAAGAGAGACCAAGCCACCUCCAUGUCCCACCUCAACCUCAUCAACAAUGAGGUGCAUCUAGAACUCGUUUCCACGGGGACAGAGCCUGACAUGACCACGCCGAUGCUGAAGGCUUCCUCCUAUGAGCGUAGAGACAAUCCACAUCCACAUAGCCUGAUCCAGCACAGCAAACACAGCCGCUCUUCCCUGGGCAACAGCCACCAUGGCUCCUCUCUGGGCAAUCUGACGCCUCGCAGCAGAGACUACAGGCAGUCCGUGGAGACGGUCCAGCUGAAGUCUGCCCUUUCUUGCGGAACGGACCGAGGCUACCGUCAGUCGUACACAUCUGUCUGCUCUUCCAGUAACCACAUAUCCGAUGGAUUAUCAACAGCAAACCACGCCCUGUUGUCUGAACACGAGCUGAGCGGUGUUGUUUCUCCUUCCUCUCCCCCUCACUCGCCCAGCAGAGGAGAGGGUGGUGAGUGCAGAGCUCCUGACUACCUCCUCUCCCGCUCUGUGGACCACCUAGAGCGCCCCCCUUCGCUCUCCCGACCAGGCCAGCUGCUCUGCUGUGCCUCAGUAGACCUGCUGAGCAGUGGUGAAACCUACCCAAGGGUGCGCCCCACCCUGGUCAUCCCCGCUCAUUACAUGCGCCUGCCUGGGGAGCACCCUCUGUCAGGACAGGCCCUCCUGCUGCAAACUGACCAGCAGAGUGACCUGGAAACCAUCCAGGCUGAGCUUAAUGCCUCGCAGCCCGCGCAGCCCCUGAGACAAACCCCGAAAGACUGCACCCCAGGUCCUUCUGAGCAGGGUGACGGAGAGAAGCUGGUAGAAGCUUUGUCCAUCCCGGCAGCGCUUGGAGAAACUGCUCUGGUGGAAAUAAACAGCGAGGACACUCUCUUGGCUGAAAAGACUUUAAUGGCGCUCCGAGGCGGGAAGCCUUUGCCUCACCCGCGAGCCUGGUUUGUAUCGUUAGACGGCCGCUCCAACGCUCACAUACGCCACUCCUACAUCGACCUUCAGCGGGCGGGUUGCCACAGCAACACGGCAAGUACCGGCGGUCAGCAGGGGAGUGGGCGGAGGCACGGCAGCAGCAACGACGCCAGUCUGGACUCCGGUGUGGACCUGAAUGAGCCACGGGCGGGUCGCAGGGGCAGAGACGUCGAGCAGGAGGAGAGAAGAGUUGAAAAUGAGGGGUCAAAGGGUACAGCGCCAACAACAGCCUUCACGCAGCUGGUGUAUGUGGAUGAUCUGGACGGGGGGGGGAGCAAGGAGACCCUCAAGUACGACUCCCAGGACAGCAAAUUGGGGUCGGUCCAGUCUGUCACAAGAGAAACUGAAGCUGCACAAAUACACAAGGAACCUCCUUCACUAUCUUCAUCAUCACCUGCAUCUUCUCCUCGUCCUCUGUCUCCUCACGACAACGUGACUCUCAGGAACACACUGCUGUCCGUCUCCCCCAAUGACGACGCUGCACCCGAGGACGGGGAGGAGGAGAAGAAGAGCCCCUGGCAGAGGAGGGAGGAGCGACCCCUGCUGGCCUUCAACCUCAAAUGAAUCCUCAGGUGAGCACAGGAUAUGACCAUUCUUUCUUUCUACAUAGCACUGACGUCAGCACUGGGUCUACAAAUCAAGGGACCACUCAUAUAUUUUACAAACUUUAGGGUCCAUUUUUUCGAAAGGACCACUAACGUGUUUCCUGGAGGACGUUUUUUUAAUAUGCAAAACAAAGAUAUGCCUUUUUAGGAGCUGUCGUCCACGCAACGGAUGGGCGAUUCUCACAAAGGAUGGACAACAGGAAUCUUUUUCCUUAAGCCAUAUUGGCCUCAGACCACUGACAGGAAACAGUGAACUUUAAACCAUUUUUGCCUGACAGUGUCUUCUUAUGAUUCCAGCCCACUCCCACUCAACAAGUCGCCCUUAGCACAUAUACAUCACGUACUUUGGGAGGGUUUCUUACAAGACUUUAAAUUAGCCCACCAGUUCACCAACUUUACAUACAGUAUGUGGCUUGGACUCGCAGGUCAAAUAAAAAAAUGUAAUCCCAGGAAAUCUUUGAUGAAUACAUUUAGUAUAUGUACAGUUAUUCUUUCAUACAUGUAUGUUUCUAGUAUCAUUUUGUUUGCAUAAAAUUUAAAAAUCACUGGGUAUGAUUCGAUGGAGCCCGAUGUAUCACCAGUGGUCCUUGCAACACAGUUUGAGAAUCAAUGGAGCCUGUCAGGUCUGAAGGGUGUUUUUUUUUUUUGUUUUUUUUUUGAGGAAAACACAAAAACCAUUAUAUCUGCACGGCAAUGUGUAAUGGGAUAAUGUGACUCAGCUGCAAGGCAAGGAUGGAAUACCACUAUUAAGUCCCAAGUGAUACUAUGAAGUCUAAUACUAUGACUGUUUUUUGUUUGUUGAAGGAGUUGAAUCACUGAUGGUUUGUUUUCUGUAAAGGCUAUGCAUCACUUUUUAUACACCUGCUUGAGAUGCCUUUUUGUGUCAUUUUUACUGAUUUUAAUUGCCAGCGUGAAGUAUUUUAACCCGAUGAGGCUCUCCAAAUAUAUGUUAAGGGCUUUUCUUCAUCACUUGCCUUUUCUUAUGUACUUUUUUUAAACCUGAAACCAAACUGUUUUGCUUGCAGUAUUCCCCCAUGUCCCUAAGUGCCUUUUCUUAAGAUGCAGAUUUCCAGAUUUGA